Molecule: messenger RNA, 3015 nt
Organism: Papilio xuthus (Asian swallowtail)
Lineage: Eukaryota; Metazoa; Arthropoda; Insecta; Lepidoptera; Papilionidae
Product: long-chain fatty acid transport protein 4
Exons: 15
Coding region: 480-2570 (696 amino acids)
Biological process (GO): long-chain fatty acid metabolic process; long-chain fatty acid import into cell
Cellular component (GO): plasma membrane; endoplasmic reticulum membrane
Molecular function (GO): long-chain fatty acid transmembrane transporter activity; long-chain fatty acid-CoA ligase activity
Source: RefSeq, a predicted model, not a curated record
AACCUUCUAAUAAAUAAAGACGAUCUGAGGGCCGCCUCCUUAUUCCGGUUCAAAAUUAUUAUAGAUCAGUGCAUAUCAAUAUUCUGUCGAAAAAGAAGUCGAUACGCAGUUAAAAGUUGAUUGUAGACGUAUGGGGAUUGUUUUUCUGCGUGUCGGCACAUUUGCAGAUGUUUUGUUUGCGGCUCCCACGGCGAGAUUAUCAAUUACAAUCACCAAGCGGCUGCCGGUGGGGUAUCGGUCGCGCUGUAUCCGUUCACCACCUCACUACAACACCGUACGUCGUCGCCGUCGGUCCCAGUGCGUUCUCGAUUACGAAUUUACACACAAAAAAUUGUCGCAACUUUUCCUGCCGCACAAAGAAGCAAACGAAGACGAUCAUAAUCGGAUUCAGAAUAAUUGGUACAUUCUGGAAUCAAAAUGUGCUUCAGGGAAAACUAAAGUUUUCUUAAUGAAAGAAUAACAACGGUUUGCUUCCAGCCAUGUCAAAUGUGAGCGGCGUCGACAACAAUAUGAAUAAAACAGAUAUAAACGACCAUAAGAUCAAGCAAUCCGGAGACAUCGAAAAAGGUCGGAUUGAAUAUUUAGCAUCUAGUGUACCGUGGAGUAAAGUCAUGGUGUUUGUUGUGGCUGUCUGCGUUUUGUUAGCGGCGUGCGCUACAACUUGGGUUUUCCAAGGCUGGCAGACAAGUCUUCAAGUCCUCGCUAUAAUUAUUGUUGUUUAUGUUAUUUUAUUUUAUUGGAGAUGGCUUUGGGUGGCGCUGAGGACGGCAAAGAGAGAUUUCUCGGCCCUAUUUUGCUAUUUGAAAAUCUUAUCAUUGACGAGAUCGUUUUCGAAAAAGAAUUUCUCCAUGCCCGAAAUAUUCCACAACGUGGUGUUGCGACAUCCUGAUAAAGCUUGCUUUCUCUACGAAGACGAGACGUGGACUUUUAAACAGAUUGAAGACUUUAGUUUGAGGGUGUCAGCAGCAUUGAAAAGUAAAGGUGUGAAGCGUGGGGACACGGUGGCUGUGAUGGCGGGCAACUACCCCGAGAUGCCGGCCAUGUGGUUGGGCGUCGCGCGCCUCGGGGCGGUCGCGCCACUCAUCAACACCAACCAGACUGGCAACACUCUCCUCCACUCAAUCAAUGUCGCCAAAUGCAACUUUGUUAUUUACUGCAGCGAGUUUGAUGAUGCGUUCCAGGAAGUAAAGAAAGAUUUGGACCCUUCGAUAAAGUUGUUAAAGUUCACUCGGCGUCCAUUGAACGUAUCAUCCGACUCAGUUAAAGUUGUUGAAGAUUCAAACGAUUUCACGGGACUUCUCGAGAAUACAACACCAGCCGCCUGGAGCCCCUCUGAUAGCGAUGGUUUCAACGGAAAGCUAUUGUAUAUUUACACUUCUGGAACUACUGGAUUACCUAAAGCUGCUGUUAUCUCGCCUUCAAGAAUGGUGUUCAUGGCUUCGGGAGUUCAUUACCUUGGGGGUUUGUCGCCAAAAGAUGUGAUCUACUGUCCCAUGCCUCUGUACCACUCUGCCGGGGGCUGCAUCACUGUGGGUCAGGCUUUCAUCUUUGGCUGCACAGUCGCUUUGAGGAACAAAUUUUCAGCUUCCGCGUAUUUCCCAGAUUGCGUCAAAUUUAAUGCAACCGCUGCACACUAUAUCGGCGAAAUGUGUCGCUACAUACUGGCAACUCCUCCAAAACCUACCGACAAACAGCACACUGUCCGCACGGUUUAUGGAAAUGGAAUGAGACCUACUGUCUGGAGUGACUUCGUUAACAGAUUUAACAUCAAAAGGGUGGUUGAGUUUUAUGGUGCUACCGAAGGAAACGCUAAUAUAGUUAAUAUUGACAAUAAGACUGGAGCUAUCGGCUUUAUAUCUAGGAUUAUUCCUGCGGUAUAUCCCAUCGCUAUCAUCAAAGUGGACGAGCAUACCGGAGAACCUAUAAGAAAUUCCCGCGGACUCUGUCAGCUGGCAAAAGCAAAUGAACCAGGAGUGUUUAUUGGCAAAAUAAAUCCGAGCAACCCUUCACGAGCUUUCCUUGGAUACGUCGAUAAACAAGCCUCUGAAAAGAAAAUUGUCAGAGACGUAUUUAAGCAUGGCGACUCAGCAUUUAUAUCGGGAGAUAUCCUGAUAGCAGACGAGUUGGGCUACUUGUACUUCCGGGAUAGAACCGGGGACACAUUCCGAUGGCGCGGCGAGAACGUCAGCACCACUGAGGUGGAGGCCGCCAUCUCCAGAGUCGCUGAUCAAAGGGAUGCUGUUGUUUACGGUGUAGAGAUUCCUAACACGGAGGGUCGAGCGGGAAUGUGCGGUAUAGUUGACACGGAUGGCAGUUUAGACCUGGAGAGAUUGGUCAAAGACAUGGCGAGAGAUCUGCCCAAAUAUGCUCGGCCUGUUUUUCUUCGUGUCAUGGACAGUCUUGAUAUGACAGGUACAUUCAAACUAAAGAAAGUGGAUUUACAAAAAGAAAGUUACGAUCCAUCGAUAAUAAAAGACAAGAUCUACUACUUGGACCCUAAAUCAGAAAAGUACAUUAGCUUAAGUCCUGACGAAUAUGAAAAAAUUAAGACAGGACAGAUAAGACUGUGAUUUUAAUUAAGAAUUAGACAUUGUUUUUAAUAUUACUUAUUUAUAUAAUUUUAAAGAUAAUUAGCUGAGAAUUGGACAAUUGGUGGAUGUUUAGUUAACAUUUUAUAAAAAUUCGUUGUCAAGGAAAUAGUAUUUUAUGUGAAAUGGAUUCGCCUAUAUCGAGUAUCGAUAGCUGAUAAUUUGAGCCAGCUUGAUGGCUUCAGCAUUCCUGUUUCCUGUUAUGGUUAUAGUUCCAAUGUUCGCAACUAUUCAGCUGAUUAGAAUAGGCUGGCUAGACUGUAAACAGUAUUCAAGCCAGGGACAAAAAUUUAACAAUUUUGAAUACCGUUUGUACUGUAAAGUUAUGUUUUAUUUCUGUAUUAGGUUAAGUUACUUUUUUAUGUUUUUUUGGGUCAAUUUUAUUUCCUUUAUGUAGACAACCUAAUAAAAUCUAUUUUCAUGAAAA